AUGGACACCACGCAGGAGCGGGAGCGUGAGCGUCACACAACGAGCUCCAUCGCAGAGCAAGAACUGUUCUUUUCCCAAUCGCCAUCAGGCCAAGGCCAACCUCAGUCUGGGCAGCGGCAGCAGCAACAAUCUCAGCCUCGAUGGUAUGAUAAUGCCAACGACGACUCGCCCGUCGAACCAAGGGGCGGGGUCCCGGCUGUGAACAUCAUUCCGGCCACGCCUUCCACCCUUCGCUCCAACAGCGUGCGCUCAAAUCUCUCAUGGCGGGACAGGGACGCCGAGAACCGGCAGGCGGCGGCGGCGGCGGCCGGGGCGCUCCCGGAGGUUGAGGAGGAAGACAGCAUCUAUGAUCCACCGAGCACCAAAAGACCAUCAACGCCACCUACUGAGUACAAGGUGCCCACUCACCACACGGCAUCUACUUUUGACUCGCCGACUCAGACGAGGGUGGAUGAAGAUUACUAUGUGUCGCCGAUGACCGAGCCUGCUGUAUUGCACAGGGACACGGGAUUCACUCGUACAGACUCAUUUGACAGUAAGCCAGCUGAGGUAUCUUCUGAACGGUACUAUAAUGCGACAUACUACCCUCAAAAUGAGCAACCUUCUUCAUUUGAUAAAGGCAAAGCCGUUGAGACGCAUCCGGAACCCGCGGUGCCGUAUUAUAGAACUGAGCACUCAAACGUCAAUGAGCGCCGUUCAUCAUUCGAUAAGGGCAAAGCCGCAGAAGCGCACCCACAUUUUGAAGACCAGCCGCCUGUGCCGAACCCAAGACCAGUAUCAGAUAUUCCCGACUUUUACGCUCAAGAACGUGGCGCCUACGGAACUACAGAUCUGACAGUCCAAGAACAAGAGGACCGCGAUUAUGCAAUGGCCCUGGCACUCCAGGAAGAGGAAGAAGACCAGUCGCCAUCCCUUCCUCAACGGCACACCCAGCCGGCAUGGAAUAGCAACGGACCGCUCUCCUCCAAUCCCUUCUCGUCACCCGAGGACCAGGAUCGCGCCCUCGCGGAGCGUCUCCAAGAAGAGGAAGAGUCCGGGCCGCCGCCCCCCUUACCGGCCCGACCUCACCCCAAAGCCGUGGCGGAGCUCCUCGCCCAGAGCCAGGAACCUGCCCCAUUCUCAAGAACGCCCUCUGUAGAAGGCAUCAUGCCGCCUCCCAAACGCCAAGGCUCGGACUUUGGCAACGACGACCCCUCCAACCCCAUCCACUACAGCCGAGACCCUCACAAGCUCAUCACCUAUCUCGUCCCCUUCCCCAAGCCCUGGUUGGCCUCCAAAGCCCCCUCCGACACCGACGCCAUGCCCACCCGCUUCCUCAUCUACACGCCCCCUCCCCCGCCUCUCCAGGCGCCGCCCGAGGGUGUCAAGGAGGGCGUCAGCCACAAGGUACAGCGGAAGUGGCAGACCGAGGUCCGGCAGGCAAAGAUGAGCGAUGCAAAGACGACCAGCUGGGCGGGCUUCAAGGCCAAGUGUACGCGCGGUGUCGAUAAGGCGAUGCAGUAUACCACCACGAGCAACUUGGACUACCUGGCGCGCGUCACGCCUCCGCCGAAGCCGCCCUCGGCUCUCUCGCGCAAGCUGUCCCUGAAGGGAAGGGUGAAGAAGGAUAAAAAGGACAAGCAAGCUUCAGGCGAUGAGAAGGAGACCAAAAAGAGCCUCGACGAGAAGAAGCGCGAGAGCUCCGACAACAGGGGUGACGCGGAAAAGCUCCUCCGCGACGACGAGAAGAAGUCGUCCGAGGAUAAGGGCGCCGAUGAGAGAGCGAGGGACGAGAAGAAGCGGGCCGAGGAGAAGGGCGACAGGGAGGAAGAAGAAGAGGACGGCUUUCAAUCGCGGCAGGCGGAGAAGGACGAGCACGACGAGUCGAUGGAAGACGAUCCGGCUCACGCGUCACACGAGACCAAGAAGACGGUCGGCGUCGAGGAGAUUGUCUUUGUGUACUCGCCCUCGAUGAACAUGACGCCCGAGGCGAUGAGGGAGGAAUUCAUCAACUCCAUGCUGCGGACAAAGUCCAAGGCGCAGCGCGACGCCAUCAUCGCGACCGGUCUGCUACCCGUUUCGCUGGCUAUUGACACGGUCAUGAUUGCCGUCUCUGGACUCUUUGAGGUCAACGCCGUAUGGGCAUACUUCACCAUCAAGGGCUCCAAGACGGCGCGGUCCGUCACCAAACGCAUCGCCUCCUCCUCCAAGAGGCCCGAGUCCAUCGACCCCGAAAAGUCCGAGGCCGAACUGGCCAAGGAGGACAAACUCCAGCUCAGCUUCAAGCCUGCUAAUCGCAUCGACGUACUGUCGCGGUACCUGGAGGCCGAGUGUCACCGCGUCGACUCGAAGUUGUUUCCCCGAUACACCUCUUCGCCCACGGAAGCGGAAUGCCUAGAAGCGAUCGGCUGGUCCCCGGCCCUGACGCGCGGUCAGAAGAACUGGGAAGACGAGGCGUGGGAGGUGAACGACGUCAAGGAGGAUUUGAGGGUUGUGAUGCACAAGGCUGCGAAGGAGUGGCGGAAGUGGUGCAAUCGGUACGAGAAGAACCCGGAAAAGAGCUUGAGCAAGUGA
This is a messenger RNA of Colletotrichum orchidophilum, 2553 nucleotides long. RefSeq lists its product as uncharacterized. The record is from RefSeq and is a predicted model, not a curated record. The transcript is spliced from 3 exons. Bases 1 to 2553 code for a protein of 850 amino acids. NCBI's taxonomy places the organism in Eukaryota, Fungi, Ascomycota, Sordariomycetes, Glomerellales, Glomerellaceae.